This is a messenger RNA of Funneliformis geosporum, 128 nucleotides long. NCBI's taxonomy places the organism in Eukaryota, Fungi, Glomeromycota, Glomeromycetes, Glomerales, Glomeraceae. The record is from the annotation of a GenBank genome assembly.
AAGCAAUGUACACCGCCAUCAACCUAAAAUUUCCUGAUUUGGAAAUUGAACAGUUCACUGAAUAUGCUGCAUACAAAGAAAAUAUGCAAUUCCAGCAAUACACUUUGCAUAUUACUGACAUCACUUAA